AUGAAUGGUUGCUAUUUGACAUCUGAUGAUGAAAAAUUCCUUGAUUUAAUUACUGAUGAACUAGACAAAUACAAUUCAUUAAAUGAUUCGUCCUUUAUUCUUCUUUUCCCAUCUUUAUCAUCUCGACAUCGACUAUUAUUACAUCGUCUUCGUGAGAAAACCUAUCCAAAGUUAUUUAGUUUUUCUGUCGGUGAAGAAAGAACAACUCGUCGUACAAUCAUUUGUUUCAAAUUACACGUUAUGGAUGAAACGGAUACAACGGCAUCACCAACGGACGCAAUCCACUUGAAUGGUGAAUCGUCGACCAAACGUCGUCCGGACAAAGCUUUAUAUAAACCGCCAACUCGAACUAAAAGUUCUGAAGUUUUCGCUUCUAUUUCUACACCAUCAACACCACCACCACCACCACCACCACAACCAACACCACCAAUUUCGAUGGCUUCACCCGGAGAUCUUCAACAAAACAAUAGUAGAAGCAAAGGAGCAAAAAGUAAAACAGCUCGUCCAUCAGCUGAGCCUUAUGUACCGCCAUCCAGACGCAGCCAACCGGUGACCACAGAAACACUUUCAUCUACACCUAGAUCAUCUGUUAUUCAAAGCAAAAAACAAGAUGAUGGAGCGGAAGAAAAAGAAGAUGAAGAAGAAGAAGAAGAAGAAGAGGAGGCGGAGGAGGAGGAGGACUGGGAAAAGUUAUUAGAAAACAGUCAAAAUCCUCUAUAUAAUGAUCUUGUUGAAGAAAUUCAAUCUAAAUUCAAAGACAGUGUUCAGAUAGAAAAACCGACUAAUGACUAUUCUCAAUGGUCAGUUGAUGAUAUACAAAUAAAAGAAGCAGAUCUAGCUCAUGUAGUUGAAGUUUCAAAUUUCCCGUCAACUUUCCGUACUGAAGAUCUUUCAAAUUCAUUCAAAAUACUUACUCGAAAUGAAUUCGAUAUAAAAUGGGUCGAUGAAACGCAUGCCCUUAUCGUUUUCCCAGAUGCUAACACGGCAUUGGAUGCACUACAAAUGGUACAUCCUCUAUUAAAAAUAUGUGCUAUGUCUCAAGCCUCAUCUGCGUCGAAGAAAAAAGCAAAAAAUUCACUUGAAUUUCUUCAACCUUAUAAAACUCGACCACAAACAUCGUCGUUAACAGCUAAUCGACGUAUAUGUGCUGCAUUGGGUUUGAAAAAUCCAAUGAGUAAUGAUAAAACUAAAACUGAAAGACAAAAAAUUGAAACAGCUAGAAAACAAAAAAUUCGUGACAAAGAAGAACAAAAAACAGUUUGGGAUGGUGGCGUUUUACCUGCACCUUCAACAACAUAA
This is a messenger RNA of Rotaria socialis, 1299 nucleotides long. The record is from the annotation of a GenBank genome assembly. Lineage: Eukaryota; Metazoa; Rotifera; Eurotatoria; Philodinida; Philodinidae.